CAAGAAAAAGGUUUUGGCUCUUGGAUUCUAACCCCUUCAUCACCAUGUGUGAUUGCAUUUCAUCUUCACUCGCACCAUUUUCUUACAAAUUCCCUUCAUCUACACAAUUUCUAAGUUCAUUUCAAAAAAAGCCCAUAAUCUUGUCAUUAAAAAUCAGCAAAAAUCCAAACCCAUCAAGCUCAACUUCAGACCAACCCCAAUUUCUUCAAGAGAUUAAGGAAACAAGAAAUACCCAGUUGGAAUUUGAUGUCAAUUUGAGUGUACAUCAAGAUUUUAAGUAUAAAGAUCAAGAAACAGAAAAUACCCAGAUGGAAUUUGAUGUCGAUUUGAGUGAAAAUGGAGAAAAAGAUGAGGACUUGGUGGAAAUUAGAGAAAAUUUGAAGGAAUUUGAUGUUGGUAACAAGAAAGAUCAAGUGAAAGUUGUGAGAAAAGGGAGAGAAUUGAUGAAAAGAUCAAAUAUAGUUGCUAAGCAAGUGAUAAGUAUUGAAUCUGCACUUUGUUUGGGGUUUGUUUCACAGCUUUGGGUGGAUACUAACACUUGGAGGGUAGUGAUUGUAGAAGUGAGACCAAAUCUACUAUCCGGAGAACAAGAAAUGUUCUUUUUGGAAGAUACAAAGCAGGUUGGUGAUGUGGUGCUUAUCAAGGAUGAGACUGUUAUGGACAAUGAGUUCAAAAUGGUUGGACUAGAAACACUGGUAGGAUAUAAUGUUGUGACACCGGGUCGACGAGAUAUUGGAAAGGUGCGCGGUUAUACUUUUAAUAUAAACUCUGGGGUAGUAGAAUCUCUCGAACUUGAUUCAUUUGGAAUAUCCAUCAUCCCAUCAAGUUUGGUGAGCACAUAUGCGUUACUGGUUGAAGAUAUACUUGAAGUGUUAUUGGAUACGAUUGUGGUGCAUGAAGCAGCAGCCUCACGCAUACAACGACUAACUAAGGGAUUUUGGGGUGCUGAGAAAAUGAAUUACUCAAUGGAUGAUCUUGAUGAUUACUCCGAUCUUGAAAGACAAUCUGAAUACCGAAAAGGCAGGAGAAGAAGGUCUGGUGCAGGUAACCAGAGACCUAGGGAUAGACCCAUUGAUGACCCUAAAGAAGACUGGGACCUUCCGAUGGAUUAUUUAUGAGUUCUGUAAUGCAUCAUUAUCUGUCUUCAAUCUAAUCUGGGGAUGGUUAGCCCUCUUGGACGAGGUAUGCAUUCUUAGGUUGUGCAUUGCAAAUUUCAAAGCAUCAUAUCACCUGGUUUGGGUUAAGAGAUCCCUCCGGGUUAAUUUUUUGUAUAUACUUGCUCAAACUGUUACCAUAGAUCAUAUAAAACUUGUUACAUGUUUUACUAUAGUUAAAAUAAGUUAAUCUUUGGUCUUUAUGAAAGAGACGAAUAAUGUAUUAUGAAAGAGAUGAAUAAUGUAUUAUGUAACUAGCACCGGAUAUACUUUAGUUGACAACCACUUGUUUA
Messenger RNA from Erigeron canadensis, 1447 nucleotides. RefSeq lists its product as uncharacterized. Lineage: Eukaryota; Viridiplantae; Streptophyta; Magnoliopsida; Asterales; Asteraceae. The record is from RefSeq and is a predicted model, not a curated record. The coding region runs from base 45 to 1118 and encodes 357 amino acids. The transcript has 7 exons.